CAUCAUCAUCAUCAGAUUACUCGGAACACUAGUGGUCGUGUUGAGAUUCACUCCGCCAGCUGGCACCGGCUAGUUGUAGUUGUCCCCGAUCAUCGUCUUCUGCACGAUGCCGUACACGGCCACCCACGCGGCCUUCGUCUCGGCGUCGAAGGCGUCGCCCAGGGCGUCGCCAAGCGUCGCGAUCAGCGCCUCGCCGACGAUCGCGUAGUGCUCCGGCACGACGCCGUAGCCGACGUGCUUCGUGCCGAGGCUCGUCAGGAUCGGCACGAGCUCGUCGAGCUUCGUGAGCAUGCCGACGGCCGUCUCGACCGUGGCCACAACCUUAGUCGCGUGCGCCUUGAGGGCCUCCUGCGCGAAGAGCGCGUCGUUGACCUCGGCGCCCUCGACCCGGCCGAAGCUGAAGAGCGGCAGCGCCUGCGGCGCGAUGCGGAAGAUGUGCUUGAACAGGAUGACGCCGGCCGCCUCGUGCGUCACGCCCGCGUCGACCUGCGAGGGCGCUCGACCGUCGCGGCCGUCGUGGCCUCGCGCGUCGCGGGGUGCGCCGGCUGCAAGUGAGGAUCUUGACUCAUCCCGACGUCGGACCGCCGCGUCCCGCGCGGAUCGCGCCGGUCGCGAUUUCCGCGGCGCGACGCGUUCUGCGCCUUCGCCGCGUCGCGGGGCGACCACGACCGCUGCGUUUGUGCUCGACGCGCGUCAAACCGCAGCCUUUUUUGCAGCCUCUCCGACAAAAAUUGAGAGAUUUCAAGCGCUGAUUGCAACGAUCUUCUGCCAUGAUGACUGGACGAUUUCGACGGUCUUCUGAAGGUCCGCAGCCAUUUUUUCGCAAUAUUCCUCGUAGUAAUUCCUGAGCAGCAAUUAGCCCAAUGAGUUG
Messenger RNA from Pelagomonas calceolata, 871 nucleotides. Lineage: Eukaryota; Pelagophyceae; Pelagomonadales; Pelagomonadaceae. The record is from the annotation of a GenBank genome assembly.